CCCUCUUCCCAUUCUCCAUCUCAUCAUCCCCUUCUACUCAUCGUCAUCGCGUCUCUCGUAUUUGAUCUAUUGCAGUGCACUCUGCUUGCUCCCACAUUCUCACUCCCUCCCUCGCUCUUUCCCCAACUGCUGCUUUUUCGCAGAAUCUAACCAUUCCUGUAGCGGUGUUGCGGGGAGUUGGAGUGCAGGCGCGCGUUUUUUUCGUCUCUGGACAUGGCCUCCUCCUCAGCGUCAGCUCUUCGCUCUUCAGCGUCGUGGAGCGCGUCAAGCGCGCCUUCUUUUCGAGGAGGUGCAAGCGCUUAUGAGAGGAAUUCACUAAGGUUCGCGUAUUCUAGCGCCUCGCCACUACACGUACUGAGAUGUCGAGCUGUUAUUUCACCUUCGAACGGCAGGGACACCUCACUUAUAUCGUCGGAAUCGGAGGGAGGGAAGCAGAAUGAAGGGCAGGUUUCUGCAGUCCAGAAACGAAGGCGUGUAGGGAGGGGCUCGCGAUUGGUUGGAUCGGGGUCGGCUGUCCCGAAGCAUGUUAUCUCAAAUGAGGAGCUCUCAAAAUUUGUGGACACUUCGGAUGAGUGGAUCUCCUUGCGAACAGGAAUUCGCAACCGUCGUGUACUUGGAGAAGAUGAAUCUCUGACAACUUUAUCUGUUGAUGCUUCAAGAAAGGCCCUUGAAAUGGCGAAUGUGAAGCCUGAGGAGGUUGAUUUGUUGUUGCUCUGCACUUCCACCCCAGACGAUCUGUUCGGCAGCGCUCCACAGGUGCAGAAGUUGCUGGGAUGCCAUAAUGCCUUAGCUUUCGAUUUGACGGCCGCAUGUAGUGGCUUUGUUCUGGGACUUGUGACGGCCACUCGCUUUAUUAGAGGAGGAGGUUACAAGAAUGUACUUGUGGUGGGUGCGGAUGCUCUAUCGCGAUACGUGGAUUGGACUGACAGAGGGACAUGUAUUCUGUUUGGCGAUGCCUCUGGAGCGCUUCUUUUACAGGCAGCAACUGAUGAUCAAGACAGCUUGCUUGGCUUCGACCUACGUAGUGAUGGAAACGGACAUAAGCAUUUGCACGUGACAGUAGAUGAUGUUGAUAGUUCCCCUAAUGGGGCUGAGACGAACGGAUCUACAUUCAAACUGCCUGGGAAGGCUACAUAUGAAUGUCUUCAAAUGAAUGGGAAGGAAGUGUUCAAGUUCGCUGUACGAGCCGUGCCUCAGGUUGUGGAAGGAGCAUUGCAGGAGGCUGGCCUUACAGGAGACAACGUGGAUUGGUUGCUUCUUCAUCAGGCUAAUCAACGGAUUCUUGAUUCUGUGUCUGACCGAUUACACAUACCAUCCGAGAAAGUGAUAUCUAAUCUUGCUAACUACGGGAACACCAGUGCAGCCUCCAUACCUUUAGCAUUAGAUGAGGCUGUUCGAAGUGGCAAGGUGAAGGCUGGUGACGUGGUGGCCACGGCCGGGUUUGGAGCAGGUCUUACGUGGGGUUCAGCGAUUGUCCGGUGGGGUUAGAUCAUACCUUCACUACAGGAGUACUGUUUUUUUCUUUUCUUUUCUUUUCCUUUUAUCUUUCUUUUGUAACCUCCCCCUUAUCUCUCUCACCCUCCUGUAGUUGAUUAUUGACACAUUAAGUAGGUGCCGAUAGGAUCUUACAGUCAUGUGACUUGUAUCAAAGAUCCCCCCCCCCUCUCUCUCUCUCUCUCUCUCUCUCUCUCUCGCUCUUUUCUUGGCCUAUGGUUAUCGUGGAGAAAAUUAUCAUAGUCGGUUGUAAACAAUCUGGCAUAGAGUGAAAAUAGGGGAUUUUACCGAAGAAGUGGUAGCAAAAGACAACAGAAUGUCUGUUUUCUACUUCUCCUUGAGAAGCCAUUCCCCGGUGCUGAAAGAUAUUACAUUUGAGGACUGCAACCCUGUAUUUGUAGCUUGAUAUAGUAUCAUCAGCCGACGUCCUCUGAACUUGUAAUUCCCAAUUUUGACAUUGGUUUUGUGUCGGUACUAUGGUUGUACUAAUAGAAAAUGGGUUCCAACCAUCUUUCAAAUCUCUCUGUAAUGCUGAAUUGCAGCGUUCUGCCAAUAGUUUCAGUAUCUGAGCUUCAGCUUAA
This is a messenger RNA of Physcomitrium patens, 2075 nucleotides long. RefSeq lists its product as uncharacterized. Gene Ontology annotation, biological process: fatty acid biosynthetic process. Gene Ontology annotation, cellular component: chloroplast. Gene Ontology annotation, molecular function: 3-oxoacyl-[acyl-carrier-protein] synthase activity. The record is from RefSeq and is a predicted model, not a curated record. NCBI's taxonomy places the organism in Eukaryota, Viridiplantae, Streptophyta, Bryopsida, Funariales, Funariaceae.